CUCGAAUCCCUCUCAUCAUGUUACUGCAUCCUGCUCCUUCACCUGCCGCCUUGGGACUGGGCAAAGACCAGGUUCGGAGCUGCACUUCAGAAGUCGUCGGUGAGAGCCUGCCCCCACGCGAGGUUACCAGCCUGCUCGAGCUUCUGCAGCGAGCUGCAACCACCUCUGCAGGCAUCACCUUUUACAAGACGUUGGGGUCUGCUGCAGAGUCUGCAGAGCCUACAGAGUGGCUCUCUUACCAGCAACUGCUUGACCAGGCCCGUCAUGAUGCGCACUGGCUGCAAACCUCGGUGUCGAACCUGCAGCGGGACACGGUGUUUCUGCUGCAUUUCGACACCCACGAGGAGAACAUCCGCUGGUUCUGGGCCUGCACAGUCGCGGGCUAUUUGCCUUGUAUUGUUCCCAAGUUCGCGGUUUCGACCGACCGUCGCAUUGCCCAGGCCGAACAUAUCCUCCGGCUGCUGGAUAGCCCGGUGUUGCUCACCAAUGGCCGCAUGGCGUGUGCAUUCCAGGGCAUCGACACCCCACGUUUGUACCGCGUCGAUCAGCAAACCGCAUUGACCACCUCCCCACCGGCCUCCACUCCACUCCCACUGGAUCGUAAUCAGCGGACUGACGAUCUCGGAGCCCUGAUGCUCACCUCUGGCAGCACCGGCUUCUCCAAAGCCGUGUGUCUCCGCCAGCCGCAGAUGCUGGCCGCAGUGGCCGGAAAAGCCGCGCACUGCGGGGCGACCUCGCAGGACGUCUUCCUCAGCUGGAUCGCGCUCGACCACGUCGUCAACCUGGUCGAAAUGCACCUCCACGCCAUGUGGCUGGGCGCCCAUCAAAUCCAGGUGGCUACUGAGCUGGUGGUGGCCGAGCCGCGCUGCUUCCUCCACCUGGUCGAUCGCCAUCGUGUCUCGCUCAGCUUUGCCCCCAAUUUCUUCCUGGCCCUGCUAUGCGAGCGCGUCUGUCGACCCACACCGGAGCAGGAAGCUCAGCCCGCCCCGACCUGGGACCUCUCAUGUCUGCGCUGCGUAUUCUCCGGCGGCGAGGCCACCGUGCGACAGAUGGCGGUGCAGCUCCUUCGCGCGCUGGAGCCCUACGGCGCCCGACCCUUCAUCCGCGCGGGCUAUGGCUUGACCGAGUCGUGCGCGGGCAUGGUUUGGGACCUGGUCGAUCACACCGUCGACGGCCUCCACGACGCGGCAGGCGAGUUCAUGUGCUGCGGCCUGCCCAUUCCCGGGGUGGAGAUGCGCGUGCUGCGUGAGACCGACGAGAGCGAGGCGGCCGCGGGCGAGGAGGGCAUGCUGCAGCUGCGCGGCGCCGUGCUAUUCAACCAAUACUACCGGGAUGAAGCCGCCACGCGUGCGGCCUUCACGUCCGACGGCUGGUUCAUCACGGGGGACAACGCCUACCUGGACGAGCAUGGUCAGCUGUACAUCACGGGCCGCACCAAGGACACGCUCUUGCUCAACGGACUGACCAUCUUCGCCGUCGAGGUCGAGCACAGCCUUGAGCAGGCACGCAUCCCCGGUCUGACCCCGAGCUUCACGCUUGUCUUCGCCCAUCGGCCCCCCGGGGCCCUUACAGAGUCCUACUGCGUGGUGUACCUGCCCAGCUACGCUCCGGACGACGCCGCGGCCCGCGUGGCCACCACCGAAGCCAUCGAGCGCAUCGCCAGCCUGGUCGUGCACGUCAAGCCAGCCGCCACGCUGCCCCUGCCACGCAGCUACUUCGAAAAAACCUCCCUGGGCAAGCUCUCCCGAGCACACUUCCGUCGCCUCUUCGAGUCCGGCGCUCUCAAUCACGAGCGCGAAACCCACGAGAACAGCAUCCAAGCGCACCGGCAAGCGCACCGCCAGGCGCCCUCCUCGCCGACCGAGCAAGCAAUCCUCACCCUCGUCUGCACGCGCCUGAACGCGGACCCGGACUCCGUCAGCGUGACCACCAACCUCUUCAGCCUGGGCCUGUCCUCGCUGGACUUCUACACCGUCACACAGGACCUGCACCAGACAUUCGGGGUAGUCUUCACGCUCCCAGACCUCCUCAUGGACCCGACGGUCGCCGGCCUCGCGCGGCGUCUUGCCACCAAGCAACCCAGCCCUACCCCGUCCGCCUCUCCGCACCCCAACACCACACACUCCUAUGACCCCGUCGUCCCCCUCCAACACACCGGCCCCAAAACCCCCUUAUGGCUCGUCCACCCCGCCUCAGGCAACGUUCUCAUCUUUGCCAACCUCGCACGAGCCUUCCACGACCGCCCCAUCUACGCCUUCCGCUCCCGCGGCGUACAGCCAGGCGAGCCACUCUUCACCAGCAUCACUGAGAUGGCAACCACCUACGCGGCAGCCAUGAAACGCACGCAACCCUCCGGACCCUACGCACUAGCCGGCUACUCACUAGGCAGCAGCAUCGCCUUCGAGAUCGCGAAGCACCUCGAAUCCACCGGCGAGGAAGUGCGCUUCCUAGGCGCGCUCGACGGACCGCCCGACAUCGCCCCGUUAGUCGGCCAGUUAACCUGGACCGAGGCGCUGGUGAUGAUCGGAUACUUCUACGAGCUGAUCUCCGAAGCCAGGUGCGUGGUUCUCAUGCCUGAGUUACGCGAUGUGGAUCCCGAGGUCGCGUUGGAUGUGAUCUUGGGCGAGGGGGACACGGCUCGGUUGAGGGCGUUGCGCUUGGAUAGGAGGGAGCUGAAACAUGUUACGGACGUCACGGCGGGGUUCUCGCGCGCCGCCGGCAAGUAUACGCCCGUCGGCAGCGUGGCGGCGCCUGUCGAUGUCUUCGCUGUUGAUCCCCUGCUCACUGUCACUGACUCGCGCGAGGUCUGGGUGGACCGGUACCUCGCGCAGUGGAAGGCGUUGUCUCGAUCGGACAUGGUGGUGCAUCAGUGCCAGGGACGGCAUGCGGAUAUGCUGGGGUCGCGGUAUGUCAAUGGGCUGCAGUUGGUGCUGAGGCGGGUGUUGGAGGAGAGAGGCGUCUAGGCUGCAUACCAUACUAGCGGAGGC
Aspergillus homomorphus CBS 101889 is the source of this 2987-nucleotide messenger RNA. RefSeq names its product nonribosomal peptide synthetase TdiA. The record is from RefSeq and is a predicted model, not a curated record. The coding region runs from base 18 to 2963 and encodes 981 amino acids. The transcript has a single exon. NCBI's taxonomy places the organism in Eukaryota, Fungi, Ascomycota, Eurotiomycetes, Eurotiales, Aspergillaceae. Gene Ontology annotation, biological process: biosynthetic process; secondary metabolic process. Gene Ontology annotation, molecular function: CoA-ligase activity.